GUGGGAUAGCACGGUCCUCCAGUGGAGGAAUCAAAGCAGCAGCCGAGCUCUCCGGCUUGGCUUGGCUCGGCUGACUGGGGCUAGCUAGCGGCACUAGAAGAUGCCUAGGCCAGCGUCUCUGACCAACAACACGGCGCCGUUUGUCCGUUAGUCGUCGUCGGUGGCGGCGUACGUGUCCGCGAAAGCGAGCCAUGGGCUCGCAGACCCUCCAGAUCCUCAGGCAGGGGGUCUGGGCUUCUAUCACCGGCGGGUGGUACUACGACCCCGACCAGAAUACGUUCGUCAACGCGCUCCAUCUUUACAUCUGGCUCUUUCUGCUAUGCUUCCCCUUCACGCUGUACAUGGCGUUGCCGUCCACCAUGGUCAUCGUGGGCAUCUACUGCGGCGUGAUCGCCGCCAUGUUCCUGCUGCUCAAGACGGUCAACUACCGCUUGCACCACGCACUGGACGAGGGCGAAGUGGUCGAACUGCAGGCCAAGAAGACGCAGGGCAGCGCCGAGGGGUCAUGCAAUGUCAGCGCCGCACGACGGCGGGACAGCAAUGGCCCGGGAGACCCCGGAGGGGGGAUCGAGAUGGCCGACUUCAUCAGGCAAGAAACGCCGCCGGUGGACUGCAGCUCGCGCAACUCCUACAUCGGGAUAGAGCAGCAGACGGCGUCCACCCUCGGGAGAGCGACGGGAACCAAAGAUGUGGGAAAGACGUCAGACGACAUCAGCUUGACUCUGGUGGAGAGCUGCAGUCACGAUCACGAUCUGCUCUCAGACACAAAGAUGUACUGCCUGGUUCCCAACGACUCCUUCGCCUCCCUGCAGCCCUCCACCUCCUUGUGUCCGUCCGAGCUGUCCCGAGAACCCGCCGAGCUCUGCAACGCCAGCGCGUACCACUGCGGCCUGUCGCACGAGGACGCCGCCCAUCACUUGUCCUCGCAGUCGCAGACUUUUCGGAAGGAGCCCCGAUCGCGGGGAUUACCUCGGACCUCUAGCUCGGCGGGGUCCGCCUUCCCCGACCCGGGCAUGCCGGACUUUACGCUCUAUCCACCACCCCGGAGGGGCGGCCUGGAUCCCGUGCGCGAGCUGGAGGCCGCCAGGCCGCAACGGGAGGCGGGCGAGCGGCUCUACCAGCAGGACCAAGCGGUGGCCUCCACCUCGGGGCUGGAAUGUUACAGGAACAAGAACCCGCACAGGGUAUCCCGCUCCGUCUCUAGAGAAGCCGGAGAGGGCAGCUCAGGUUUGUACCAGGGGGAUUCGGGCGGCGCCAGGAAGGGCCCCGACGUCGGGAGAAAAUCCCGGCGGGGCGAGCGCAGCGCUGAGAGCCUGCGCAGCCUGAGCGCGCGCAGCAGCGGCUCCACCGAGAGCUACUGCAGCGGCACCGACCGCGACACAAACAGCACCGCCAGCAGUUUUCACAGCGAGCAGACCAGCUCCACGCACGUGGAGAGCCUGCUGUCGCUCUCGGGGGACGAACGCAUGCGGGAGCGGGUGGACGCCGACAGCAGGGCGUGUUCCCGGGGUGUUCGCGGCCUACCCUCCAGGGAGGCCAACAAGAACCCGCACGCCAACGAACUGACGGCUAACCGGCCAGGCACCGUUGCGUCCUCCGCGCCUCCCGAGCUCACGGAGGGCAGCGGGAGUCCGGAAGAUCCGAGCAUCAGGACCGGUGCCGACGGCUCGGUCGAAGCGGUCGCCGUGGACCGCGUCGAGCCAAACAACGUUGUUCAGAGGACUUGCUCUCUGUCUACUGGCCGCACCGGACGGCGGCGGACGGGCAAGAAACGGGCGAGCAGUUUUGACGCCAGCCGCCACCGGGACUACAUGUCGCCGCGCGGGCUGGCCAAGCCUUGCAGCACCGUGUUCGCCGGAGGCGGCGGAGAGGAGGACUCCAGCGACCACAGCGAGCAGAGCUGCGCCUCCAGUCUCCCCUCAGCCCGCCACUUGAGCACGGACAGCUCCUCCAGCGCCACCUCUCGCUCCUGCCACUCACCCGAGGGCCGCUACCGGGCCCUCAAAGCCAAGCAGACCGCAGCCGGCGCGGCGGCGGAAGCACGGGCGGGAGGGCGGCGGCGCGCCUCCCGGCGUACCCCCAGCACGGGCAACGCCAGGACGCACGCCCGCGUGUUGAGCUUGGACAGUGGCACCGCCGCCUGCCUUAAUGACCCCACGCGCCUCGGAGCUCCCGCCGGGCCGCGACCCCUCACCACCUCCAAAUCUGACCUGGAAGCCAAAGAAGGGGAGGUUCUGGAUGCCGCCUCCCUGCUAGGUCGCGCCUCCCAGCUGGAGUCGGUGACACGCUCCAGGAACAGUCUGCCCAGCCAGGCUGUGUUCUUGGAGUCUCAGGACGCCGCCGCCGCUUGCCUUCGGGCCCCAGGCAGCGAGGAGACGGUGGUCUUCCGCCGUGAGCGGAGCACGUUUCGCCGGCAGGCGGUGCGACGGCGGCAUAACGCGGGCAGUAACCCCACGCCGCCGUCCUCUCUCAUUGGCUCUCCCCUCAGUCUCCAGGAGGCGCUCAGUCAAGCGUCCCAGCCUCCCACCAAGUCCUCCACUCAGCCGUCUCGCACCGCCUCCCAGGUGACGGUGCUGAGCGCCAGCGCCUCCCUGCUGGCCAGGAAUGGAAGCGCACACCUGGAUGGUUCUCAGGACAAGGCCUCGACUGUCGGCGCCAGCAGCUUGCAGGACGACCUCGGAAAACUCACACCCUCCUUGUACGAGGCCAUGGGGUGCGACAUGUCCCUGGUCAACUUUGAACCCGCCACCAGACGAGCCUCCAAUAACAUUUGGGACACAGACUCCCACCUCUCCAGUUCUACCUCAGUUCGCUUCUUUCCUCAUGACCUGAUCCGCCUGAACCGCCUGCUCACCAUGGACCCGGAGCUGCUGGAGCAGCAGGACGGAGACCUGAGCCCGGAUCUCCACAUUGUGACGCUGGGACCCGAUGAGCCGGUGCGCGCCCCCGUCCCCAAGGCCAAGCAGUACUACCGAUUGUGGCUCAUGCCUUACCUGUGGGUGGGGCUUCACUUCGACCGCCUCACUCUGCUGGCGCUGUUCGACCGGAAUCGAGAAGUUCUGGAGAACGUGCUGGCCGUGGUGCUGGCCGUCCUGGUGGCCUUCCUGGGCUCGGUGCUUUUGGUGCACGGGUUCUUCACCGACAUCUGGGUCUUUCAAUUCUGCCUGGUCAUCGCCAGCUGCCAAUAUUCUUUGCUCAAGAGCGUUCAACCAGACUCCUCUUCCCCGCGUCAUGGCCACAACCGCAUCAUCGCCUACAGCCGCCCCGUCUACUUCUGCCUGUGCUGCGGUCUCAUCUGGCUGCUUCACUACACCAGCUUGAGGACGAGCUCCUCCCGCUUCACGCUUUACGGCGUCGCUCUCACCAGCUCGCUCAUCCUCGCCUCUGCCAGGGACCUCGUCAUAGUGUUCACGCUGUGUUUCCCCAUCAUUUUCUUCGUGGGCCUGCUGCCGCAAGUCAACACGUUUGUCAUGUAUUUUUUCGAGCAGCUGGACAUCCACAUUUUUGGCGGCAACGCCUGCAGCAGCCUACUGUCGUCCCUCUACAGCGUCUUCCGCAGCGUGCUCACCGUCGCGCUGUUGUACGGCUUCUGCUACGGCGCCCUCAAGGAAAACUGGGAGCCUCAUCACAUCCCUGUGCUCUUCUCCGUCUUCUGCGGCCUGCUGGUGGCCGUGUCGUACCACCUGAGCCGGCAAAGCAGCGACCCGUCUGUACUCAUCUCGCUGAUACAGUCCAAAAUGUUGCCCAACCUGAGAGACAGCAACCCGGAGGACCCCUUGUCAGAAGUGCAGGACCCCCUGCCUGAUAAGCUGAGGGCCUCUGUGAACGAGCGUCUGCAGUCGGACUUUAUCGUGUGCGUAGUCAUCGCCGUGCUCUACUUCGCCAUCCACGUCAGCACGGUCUUCAUCGCCCUGCAGCCUUUCCUGAGCUACGUGCUCUACACGUUGCUGGGCACGGUGGGGCUGCUCACCCACUACUUGCUACCACAAGUGCGCAAACAGCUGCCCUGGUACUGCUUCUCGCACCCGCUGCUCAAGACCAAAGAGUAUUACCAGUUUGAAGUCAGAGACGCGGCUCACGUCAUGUGGUUCGAGAAGCUCCAUGUGUGGCUGCUCUUCGUGGAGAGGAACGUCCUCUACCCUCUCGUCAUCCUCAACGAGAUGAGCGGCAGCGCAAGGGAGCUCGCCAGCCCCAAGCGACUGGACACCGAGGUGGGCGCGCUGAUGAUCACCGUGGCAGGGCUGAAGCUGCUGCGCUCGUGCUACAGCAGCCCCACCUACCAGUACAUCACCGUCCUCUUCACCGUGCUCUUCUUCACCUUCGACUACCGCCACAUGUCGGAGACUCUGCUGCUGGAUCUCUUCUUCAUGUCCAUCGUCUUCAGCAAGCUGUGGGAGCUGUUCUACAAGCUGCACUUUGUCUACACUUACAUCGCACCCUGGCAGAUCACCUGGGGCUCAGCCUUCCACGCCUUCGCUCAGCCCUUUGCCGUGCCCCACUCGGCUAUGCUUUUCGUCCAAGCUCUGGUCUCGGCCGUCUUCUCCACCCCGCUCAACCCUUUCCUAGGCAGCGCCAUCUUCAUCACGUCUUAUGUCCGGCCCGUCAAGUUUUGGGAGCGUGACUACAACACCAAAAGGGUGGAUCACUCUAACACUCGGCUGGCCUCUCAGCUGGACAGAAAUCCAGGCUCGGACGACAAUAACCUCAACUCCAUCUUUUACGAGCACCUGACUCGCUCGCUGCAGCACAGCCUUUGCGGCGACCUGCUGCUGGGCCGUUGGGGCAACUUCAGCACGGGCGACUGCUUCAUCCUGGCUUCGGACUACCUCAACGCCCUGGUUCACCUGGUGGAGAUCGGCAACGGCCUGGUCACCUUCCAGCUCCGAGGGCUGGAGUUCCGAGGUACUUACUGCCAGCAGAGGGAGGUGGAGGCCAUCACCGAGGGCGUAGAGGAGGACGAGGGCUGCUGCUGCUGCGAGCCGGGCCACCUCCCGCACAUCCUGUCCUUCAACGCCGCCUUCGGCCAGCGUUGGCUGGCCUGGGAGGUGCUGGUCACCAAAUACGUCCUGGAGGGCUACAGCAUCACCGACAACAGCGCCGCCUCCAUGCUGCAGGUUUUUGACCUGCGACGCAUCCUCACCACCUAUUAUGUUAAGGGGAUCAUCUACUACGUGGUUGCCUCGCCCAAGCUGGAAGAGUGGCUGUCCAACGAGACCAUGAAGGAGGGUCUGCGGGCGUGCGGCGAGAGGAACUACGUGGACCUGGAUCCUACCUUCAACCCUAACAUCGACGAAGACUACGACCACCGGCUGGCCGGCGUCUCCAGGGACAGUUUCUGCAGCGUUUACCUGGGCUGGAUCCAGUACUGCAACUCUCGCAGGGACAAGCCUCUGAACAACGAGAGAGACUCACCUCUGGUGCUGCUUUGCUUCGGCCUGUGCGUACUGGGAAGGAGAGCGCUCGGAACGGCGGCUCAUCACAUGUCCAGCAACCUGGAGUCUUUCCUGUACGGGCUUCACGCUUUGUUUAAAGGAGACUUCCGCAUCUCGUCGGUGCGAGACGAGUGGAUCUUCGCCGACAUGGAGCUUCUCAGGAAGGUGGUGGUCCCCGGCAUCCGGAUGUCCCUCAAACUCCACCAGGAUCACUUCACCUCGCCCGACGAGUACGAGGAGCCGGCGGUGCUUUUCGAGGCCAUCUCAGCACACCAGCAGAACCUGGUCAUCGCCCACGAAGGCGACCCGGCGUGGCGCAGCGCCGUGCUGUCCAACGCCCAGUCGCUCCUCGCUCUGCGCCAUGUGCUGGACGAGGGCACCAACGAGUACAAGAUCAUCAUGCUCAACCGCCGGUACCUCAGCUUCAGAGUCAUCAAGGUCAACAAAGAGUGUGUGCGGGGCUUGUGGGCAGGCCAGCAGCAGGAGCUUGUGUUUCUACGCAACCGCAACCCGGAGCGCGGCAGCAUCCAGAACGCCAAGCAGGCGCUACGCAACAUGAUCAACUCGUCAUGCGACCAGCCCAUCGGCUACCCUAUCUACGUGUCGCCGCUCACCACCUCCUACUGCAACUCGCACCCGCAAUUGGGCCACGUCUUGGGCGGGCCCAUCAGCAUCGCCAACAUCCGCAACUUUGUGGUCAGCACUUGGCACAGGUUUGUGUCGCUCUCUUGUAUGAAAGUAUGGCGCAGUGUGUUGAGGCCGGGUUUCUAUUUUGCUGCCUUUUGUCCAUCUCCUUUUUAUUCUUACAGGUUACGAAAAGGCUGCGGCGCAGGUUGUAACAGCGGAGGGAAUAUCGAGGAUCCCGACGGCGGCGGGCUGUCCUGCGGCAGCGGCAACGGGAUAGCGGGUGACUCGCAGCAGAGCUCCAUGUCUCACGGUGGCCAUUCCGGACCCGGCGGCCGUCACUCGUACCAGCCGCACGCUCUGGGCUCCAGUCAGAGUUCCCAGUCUGUCCCGUCCAGCCUGGUGCGCCACUCCCCGGCCCGGGCCUCCGUGGCAAGCCAGUCGUCGUCGUACCGCUACGGCGGCAGCAGCCGCCACUCGUCGUUGCGCACGUCCGCCACGGGCCUGGAGGCGUGCCGGCGCUCCUCCACCAGCCAGCUGUCCCUGCGCACGCUGCCCACCUCCCUGCAGCUGCGUCUGGGUUCCAACUCGGACUCGGCCGGCCCGUCGGCGUCGCUCUCCAGCCACAGCAUCCCGCCGUGCAAGCGCCACACGCUGGUGGGCCUUCUAGGGAACGACGGCCUGUGCGGCGUGGUGAUGGAUCCCCUGGGUCAGCAUCACCACCACCACCAGCAGCAGCAGCAUCUUCAUCAUCAUCACCUGCACCACCACCAUCACCACCUGCAGCAGCACAACCCAGUGGUCUCCACGGUGCGCAGGGACGACAUCUCCUACAGAGUGCAGAUUGUGGACCCGGGUCAGGUACUGGAGAGCAUCAACGUGUCCAAGAGAAAGGAGCUACAGUGGCCCGACGAGGCUGUGCGAUUGCGGGCGGGGAGGACCUGCUGGAGGGACUGGAGCCCCCUAGAGGGCAUGGAAGGACAUGUGAUUCACCGGUGGGUGCCUUGCAGCCGUGAGCCGGCCAACCGCUCCCAUAUAGACAAGACCAUCCUGCUGGUACAGGUGGACGAAAAACUGGUGCCCAUCUUCGAAACGGGCGUCAUCGAACUGGGCGCCGAGGUUUGACAGGGCGUCCGAAAUCGCAAGCACCACACAGGAAGCGGGAGCGCUCGGAAUUGAAACGCAAGGCUCGCUGCUUACAGUUCAAUGGAAGUCGGAAGGUUGAGCGUGAGUUAAAUUGCACGCGUGACAUCACACAACGAGGUCGAUUAUCAUCGGCCGCUAACUACCUGCCGUCAUCAAUUAUCAAAGCUUGAGCACGUUGUCGACUUCGGAUGCGGGAUUGCAAUACGUGGCCGACUCUGCGCUUUGACAUCGAGAUUGAAUGCCAACGUUCUUCAUCACUGACGGCUACAGUAAGUAGCUACAGUUGUCACUUAUUGAAGAUCUUUGCAUUUGUGACAUUGCGCAAUGGGGUUGAGUCGCCGCUAUUUGCUGCUAGCAUCACUUUUGAAAACAGGAACUGGGAGUUAUACCUCCACCCAACCCGCUCCGUCAGCAGAGUGGGAAUCGAACCACAGGGAAAAAGAUUUUUAAGCCGAGGCAGACUUUUUAUGAGUCUUUUUUUUCUUUUUUAAGCACCUCCCGCCCUUUUGUCACAAUCUGCCUUGCUUUUAUCGUCUGGGGAAAAAUGCUGCAUGACAGUCAAGCUCAUUGGUUUCUAUGCAUUUUUGUGUUGAUACCUUUUGUGGUUGUUAAUAAUUUGCCAAAUAUGCCUGGUUUUUGUCAUUUCUGCUACCACGCCUGCCCCGCACCGCCCCGUUGCCAUAACAACAGACGACGUCGCUUUGUAGUCAUUCCACUCGGAUUAGAUUCAAAGUAUUGACUUGCACUAUAUUUUUUAUUUACAGUGAUGCACUACAAUUCCAUAUAUAUAUAUGUAUAUAUAUAUAUAUAUCACUAUUUAUUAUGACAGACUCUGAAUGGCCGUGGUUAUACCGAUGCCUUGGAACGACGAUUAAAAUGCAAUCACCCUUCUUAUUUCUUUUCCCGACUUGAAUAUAACUUUUUAUUGUAUAUCCGUAUAUAUAUUUACACAAAUAUAUGUAUAUGUGUGCGUAUGUAUAAUGUUGAGUGUAAAAAAAUAUUUAUUACUGUGAAAAUACUAUUUACACUUUCCGCUUUUUGAGAUAAAAAAAAUGUUAAUGUAUUAAAGGACCAUGGGGUUGAAAACAACAUGCAGGUUUUUUCUGAUGGUUUGUUUAAAUAUUUAACUUAAUUGCUUUUCUAUACUGCGAAAUAAAAAAAAAAAGAUUUAUUGCAAA
Messenger RNA from Syngnathus typhle (broad-nosed pipefish), 8380 nucleotides. It is a transcript of the gene pcnx1, whose product is annotated as pecanex 1. The transcript has 34 exons. NCBI's taxonomy places the organism in Eukaryota, Metazoa, Chordata, Actinopteri, Syngnathiformes, Syngnathidae. The record is from RefSeq and is a predicted model, not a curated record. Gene Ontology annotation, cellular component: membrane. Bases 192 to 7181 code for a protein of 2329 amino acids.